ACCAUGAGCUCCAGGAAGAAAGAUCUUAUCACCUUAGAGGACCCUAAUGCCAAGUACCCGCUGCCCUUGAUUGAGAAAGAGCAUAUCAACCACAACACCCGGAGGUUCCGCUUUGGACUGCCCUCACCCGAGCAUGUCUUAGGCCUUCCUGUAGGUAACUAUGUCCACCUCUUGGCCAAAAUUGAUGAUGAUUUGGUGGUCAGGGCUUACACACCUGUCUCCAGUGAUGAUGACCAAGGCUUUGUGGACUUAAUUAUAAAGAUCUACUUCAAAAAUGUACACCCCCAUUACCCUGAAGGGGGCAAAAUGACUCAGUACUUGGAGAAUCUGAAAAUCGGGGACACCAUUCUUUUUCGAGGGCCCAAUGGACGCCUGUUCUACAAUGGGCCAGGGAAUGUCAGGAUCAAACCAUACAAAACCAGUGAGCCUGAAACAAAACUGGUGCAUCACCUGGGAAUGAUUGCUGGUGGUACAGGCAUUACACCCAUGCUGCAGCUCAUCCGCCACAUCACCAAGAACCCCAAAGACAGGACCAAGAUGUCCCUCAUCUUUGCCAACCAGACAGAGGAGGAUAUCUUGGUGAGAAAGGAGCUUGAAGAAAUUUCCAGAACUCAUCUAGACCAGUUCAGCCUGUGGUACACCCUGGACAGGCCUCCUGUUGGCUGGAAGUACAGCUCUGGCUUUGUGACCAGUGACAUGAUCAAGGAGCACCUCCCGCCUCCUGGGAAGUACACGCUCAUCCUGGUGUGUGGUCCGCCACCCCUGAUCCAGACAGCCGCUCAGCCCAACCUGGAGAAGCUGGGUUACACCAAAGACAUGAUCUUUACCUACUAACAUCUCCCAUGUGUGCAGCAAGCCUGGCUUCACCAUGUUAAACUGGGCUGUUUGCAAAAAUGCCUCAUCAGUCCCCUUCUUUGGCUACACACACUUGGGUCUCCUCUUUUGAGUGUAAGACCAACAAGGGUUCAAAAGGCUGGAAGCAAAAUGUCAUCUGAGGCCUCCUGGCUUGGAGGCUAGGAAGAGCUCCAUGUUUGUGUCUUUCUCCGUGGUUUCAUGAAAUAAACUCCAGUGCACAGCA
Molecule: messenger RNA, 1078 nt
Organism: Ochotona curzoniae (black-lipped pika)
Lineage: Eukaryota; Metazoa; Chordata; Mammalia; Lagomorpha; Ochotonidae
Product: NADH-cytochrome b5 reductase 2
Exons: 8
Coding region: 4-834 (276 amino acids)
Cellular component (GO): mitochondrion
Molecular function (GO): FAD binding; oxidoreductase activity
Source: RefSeq, a predicted model, not a curated record